Messenger RNA from Komagataella phaffii GS115, 1554 nucleotides. RefSeq lists its product as uncharacterized. The transcript has a single exon. Gene Ontology annotation, biological process: transcription initiation at RNA polymerase II promoter. Bases 1 to 1554 code for a protein of 517 amino acids. The record is from RefSeq and is a predicted model, not a curated record. NCBI's taxonomy places the organism in Eukaryota, Fungi, Ascomycota, Pichiomycetes, Pichiales, Pichiaceae. Gene Ontology annotation, cellular component: transcription factor TFIID complex.
AUGGCUGAUAAGUCCGACGAUAAUCAGUCCCUCGUCUCGGUAAGUUCAGCGUCCAGCGGGAAAGAAAAUCCUAAUUCGGUUGGACAACGAAGCAUGAAUCCAACUCUUUCUCACGAGGAACAACACGACCAAGAAGUGCAAGAGAGAUACAACACAGGUAAAGAUUUGAAUAUCACUUCACAACCAGAAUGUGUUCCGGCUAUGGAAGUAGCAUUGAAGGCAUCAGUCCUGUUGAUUUUAUCCAGUUUGGGGGUGCAAGCCUCUUCGCUGUCAAUUGACCAUCUGACCUACAUUACAACAAAAUACAUAGACCGAUUGGUAUCGGAACUACACAGAAGCACAGAGAUUCAAAGAAGACGGACAAUAGCAAAAAGAGAUGUUCAAUUGGUUGUGGAUAGGGGCAUUUUGGACUUGGAAGAUGUUACAUUAGAAUAUGAACGUUUGAAACUGACCAGGAAAAGAGUCAAACCGUCCAUUGAAAAACUUUCGAAAUACGCCUCAGAGUUAAAAGAAAGUGCCUCUAGCGUACAAGUGAGUGAAAAUGAUAAAGAUGCUUUUUUCUUUUUCGAUAUUGCAGAGAAGAUCUCAGAGUUUAUGCCCUUGCGCAUGAAGCGAAAGAAUUAUAUUCCUAAAUGGAUGCCGGUGCUUCCUCCAGAGCACACUUACGUUGCAACUCCUCAAUUCACUGAAGUGAUUAGCGAUCCAAAGGAACUGAGAGAACAAUUGACAGCAGAAUCAAGACUAGGAGAAAAGGCAUUGCAGCACCUUAUAGGUACAAAAAUAGUUGAAGACAAAAAAGAAGAUGUGGGUAAUGAAAAUGAUAAUGACAUAGACAAGGAGAUUCAUCAUGGAGAAAUCGACGUUGAAUCUGAUCACAAUUUGGAGAAAGGACCGAAUGGCGAGACUAAUGGUGUCCAGUCGCAACCACCGAAAAGUAUGGUAUCAAGUAAACGGUUUGACAUUGUUGCCCACGCCAAACAUCGGUUGUCGGUUUUGGAAAAGAGGAAACGGCACCAAGAGCAACUGUUGGAAAACAGACGUAAGGAAAUCGAUGGCUUGGUAGGUCAAUAUUUGGGAUAUUACGCUACAAAGAAGAUAGAACCACCAGUGUCUGACAUCAUUGUAAACAUUAUGAAUACCGAAUAUUACCAUGUUAGUCGUGAAAUCUCCAAGUCGGAGCAUCGUAAACAGAAGAUCCAAGAGUCACAGCAGUUGAAGAGACGAAAACUGGAAGAUGAACUUCAGCAAGAACUGGAGCAUCAGACAGAGGAUAUUGACUUUGAGUUUAACUUUGACGAAGAUGACGUUGAUAUGAACAAAAAUCUUAAUGAAAAUCUUAAUGAGAACGAAAAUGACGACGAACAGGUGCUCAUAGAAGAGGACACCAGUUUUGAUAUCACCAAUGGGGAUAUUGAAAAAACCAAUCAGGAGACUCCCUUUACAAAUGGCAGCUCAAAGCAAUGGGACAGCAACAAUGCAAUACUUGACUCGACUAAUUCUGAACCUGAACCUGAACCUCCAAUCGCAGACCUAUUCAAUGUGGACAGCUCCUAA